Messenger RNA from Lymnaea stagnalis (great pond snail), 993 nucleotides. NCBI's taxonomy places the organism in Eukaryota, Metazoa, Mollusca, Gastropoda, Lymnaeidae. The record is from the annotation of a GenBank genome assembly.
AUUGAUCUGUUGCUCAUUGGUAAAACCGGGAACGGAAAAAGUGCAACCGGCAACACGAUUCUUAACAGGAAAGUCUUUAAAAGUACUGCCAGCUCGACUUCAGUCACAAAAAAAAUUCAAAAAAAUUUUUCAGAAUACAAUGGACGUGUUAUCACGAUCGUUGAUGGCCCAGGGGUUGGCGAUACUGACCUCGGAGACGAAGAAUCUGUGAAAUUUGUCAUUGACGCCAUGACAAAAGCUAUUGCUGCUAAUACAUGUGGGUACCAUGCCUUUCUGCUUGUCGUUAGAUUUGGAGGGCGAUUCACAAAAGAAGAUAAAAAAACUAUCGAGAUUCUAAAAGCCAUUUUUGGACCUGACUUCGUGAAGAAUUAUUGCAUUCUCAUAGUUACAUGUGGAGAUAACUUUAACCCAAAAGAAAAUCCCGCCCCUUCAUUCAAGGACUGGUGCAAUUCUCAAACAGGCGUUUUUAAAUCCCUCUUUCUUGAAUGUAAUGGAAGGGUCGUUUUGUUUGACAACAUUACCAAAAAUUUCGCAAGAAGAAGCGGACAAAUAAAUGAGCUUUUGUCACUCGUAGAUGGAUUGAGUGCAUCAGGCUUGCGCUAUACAGAUGAAAACUUUAUAAUGGCCCAAAAGCAAAGAGAUGAUAUCAUCUUAAAAUCGAAAAUACCAGUUAUUCAACAGGAAACGAUGAAGGAAGCUAGUCUUAUAAUUCAACAACUAGGAAAGGUUGAUGUGGAUGAUCCUCAGAAUCGUUUAAAAGAGCUCGUUGUGCUAAAACAAAGAACUGAUAACUUGGUGAAGAGUGUCCGCGAUCAAGACAAGGAUACUGGCGCGCUAAAAGAUAUCAUCACCAGCGCUAGAAACAUUCAAAAUACUGUUAAGGAACAUAUACUAACAACGAAGAGUGCCAUUGAAAUAAAAGAGAAAAGACGCAAUCAUACAGCAGAAAUAAAAAAGCUGAGAGCAGAGAAAGAACGACAGAAAACAAAAGAC